Staurois parvus is the source of this 378-nucleotide messenger RNA. The record is from the annotation of a GenBank genome assembly. NCBI's taxonomy places the organism in Eukaryota, Metazoa, Chordata, Amphibia, Anura, Ranidae.
AUGAUCCAUGGCCAGACUGUUGACCAGCCUCUACCGUCUUUGCUGCUUUCAGAGGGAGACCCUCUGCAUAUAAACUGUACAUUUAAAGUAUCUGGCACUCCUUACCUUUACUGGUACACCCACUAUCACAGCAGAGCACCGGAGAUGCUACUAUAUAAUUUUGGACUAAAAGAAAACCGAGGUUUUACAGCCCAGCAUGACAAAGAAAAAAGUACUUUUCAUCUGACAAAAGCCAAGGCUGAGCUGUCUGACUCUGGCGUGUACUAUUGUGCAGUGAGUGACACAGUGAUCAAGAUCUAUGUAGCACCUGUCUCUAAUCUCUGUGUCACUGGGGCUAAGUUUCUACUACAUCCUAAGGCAUAUAGAAUGUUCACUUAG